AUGGAAGUCACAUUGUAUAACCUUAAAUCUGAAUCUGGGUUGAAGAAACUUGAUGAGUACCUUUUAACACGCAGUUACAUCACUGGGUACCAAGCAUCAAAGGAUGAUAUCACUGUCUAUUCAUCUUUGGCAUCAGUUCCAUCGGAGGAAUAUGGAAAUGUUGCUAGGUGGUACAAGCACAUUGAUGCUUUGUUGAGAAUUUUUGGUGUUUCUGGCGAGGGAUCUGGUGUCAUUGUGGAAUCUUCUCUUGUGGCGGAAGAGGCUAUUUCCACUCCUCCAGUUGCCGACACAAAGGCCACUGAAGCUGAGGAUGAUGAUGACAGUGAUGUGGUUUUGUUUGGUGAAAAAAACCGAGGCAGAGAAGGUGCAACAGAAACCCUAGACAAGAUGUCGGCAUGA
Vicia faba (fava bean) is the source of this 399-nucleotide messenger RNA. Lineage: Eukaryota; Viridiplantae; Streptophyta; Magnoliopsida; Fabales; Fabaceae. The record is from the annotation of a GenBank genome assembly.